CCUAACUGUUCUGUUGCUGCGACACCUUAAAGGCGAGAGAAGUUGUUUGCCACCUCGUCAGUUCGCAAACGCCAUUCAAGCAAAAUGCGUCUAUUUGCAACGACGGUUUCAAUUCUCUUCCUUUUAGUCAAUGACUCAGUAGCAACGUCAGUACUUUCUGAACCGGCGCCAACCAACAAAAGUAACAUUCCCGACCCUGGUGGCGAAGACUGGGGUUAUUUAGAUGUGAGGCCCGGAGCUCAUAUGUUUUAUUGGCUUUACACCUCGACUGCCGCCAGCGACCCAACGACCCUUCCUAUUGUAAUCUGGCUGCAGGGUGGACCUGGCGCCGGUGGCUCAGGGCAUGGGAAUUUUAAGGGCAUGGGUCCUCUUGAUUUAGAAUUGAAGCCAAGAAAUACUUCAUGGGUUCACCACGUCAAUAUUCUCUAUUUGGACAACCCAGUUGGUGCCGGCUACUCAUACGUGGACGAUCUAAAAGAUUUGGCAAACAAUGCCACUGGAAUUGCUCUCGACUUGGUUUCAUUCAUGAAACUCUUCUAUGAAAAGUAUCCUGAUUUUAAAGAAACGCCGGUUUAUUGUUUCUCGCAGUCGUAUGGUGGAAAAAUGGCAGCUCACUUUGGACUUGAAAUGGCUAAUGCGAUGAAGGCAGGAGAAAUUGAAAGUAAUUUUAAAGGAGUUGCACUUGGGUCAGCCUGGAUAUCUCCAAUUGACUCGACUACAAGUUGGGCUCCGUAUCUACUGCAAGCCGGUUUAGUUGACACGAGCCGCUUCAAAAUGAUUGACAAAUACGCGGCAAAGUGCCGGACGCUCGUUGAAAAGGGAGAAUGGAAAAGAGCAACUAGGUGCUGGUCCAACACGGAAGUCUUGAUCACGAUUCUUACGCACAAAGUUGACUUUUACAAUAUCAUGUAUAAGACCUCGCCAACAUUGGGGAAAUCAGAUCUUCAAACUGAUGAUGAAGACGAAGAAGAUAAUGAGGUUCAAACACGGGCCUUUGAUUUUAAUUUCCGUUCUGAUGAUGAAAAUGGACUGUCAAUCAACGAUCUCAUGAAUGGGCCAGUUUUUGAUAAAUUGAGUGCCACUUUGCACCAUUUGAACCACUGGAGUGACCAGAGCGCUGACGUUUUUAAAGCUAACUGGGUGGACUUUAUGAAACCAGCAGUUGAUAUUGUUGAAAAGUUGCUGGAGGAGACGAAUCUGACGGUGGCUGUUGAUAAUGGUCAACUUGACUUGAUUUGCAACACUCCUGCUCAAUUGAUUUGGGCUGAGAAUAUGAAAUGGUCGAAUGUGUCAGACUGGAUUCGAGCGCCCCGCAACGCAUUCACUGUAAAUGGAUUUACUGAAGGUUUUGUUAAACGUUACGGUCGCUUCAGUUUCUGGUGGGUCAACCGAGCAGGACACUCGAUUCCAUAUGACAACCCAUUGGGUUCGAUUGUUAUGAUGCGUGACAUUGUUGGCCUUCCACGAGAGGAAAACGCUGGAAUCACUGAAGAGUACUUGGCCGAGUCAAAGAAAAUUUUGGAUAAAAUUUUCUGAAUUAAAAAAUAGAAGCAUUAAUUUUUAUUUAAAUAACUAUUUAUGAUGUGCAAUUUUAUCGUUAACUAUGUUGUACACGACAGUGUUUAAUAAAUAACUGUUGAUGAUUAUAUGGUGGUCCAAGUGAGUGAAAAUUU
Molecule: messenger RNA, 1673 nt
Organism: Neocloeon triangulifer
Lineage: Eukaryota; Metazoa; Arthropoda; Insecta; Ephemeroptera; Baetidae
Product: retinoid-inducible serine carboxypeptidase-like
Exons: 9
Coding region: 85-1536 (483 amino acids)
Biological process (GO): proteolysis
Molecular function (GO): serine-type carboxypeptidase activity
Source: RefSeq, a predicted model, not a curated record